Anneissia japonica is the source of this 643-nucleotide messenger RNA. RefSeq lists its product as uncharacterized. NCBI's taxonomy places the organism in Eukaryota, Metazoa, Echinodermata, Crinoidea, Comatulida, Comatulidae. The record is from RefSeq and is a predicted model, not a curated record. The coding region runs from base 131 to 439 and encodes 102 amino acids. The transcript has 3 exons.
ACUGAGAGUGAAUAGGAUAGGAACAGCAGAAGACAUCCAGAAUGCUAAUCCUGCUGUCGGCGACACUGUAUUCAGGAGAAAUGGAAAUCAACUGUUCGUUGUAUGGAAGGACAAGAGGAAGGUGACUCUCAUGACAAACCUGUGCAACUCGAGGACAUAUGAGAGGCGUAGGAGAGAAAGACACAGAAAAAUGUUGAGCACGAAACCCUGCGCCAUCGAACUUUACACCCAGCAACGAGCUUAUGUGUCCUGUGCCUUGCUUCCAGUGAUUCCAUAUACUCAUGGACUACAAAACAAAAUGCACCAAGGAAUACCACCACUAAACUGUGAGUAUGACAACAAAAAGUGUUCAAAAAUGCAUAAGAAGAGAAGCGACUCAGUAAUGGAAAAAUUAAUCCAGUUCUAUAUGGUAGCUGCCCCUCGGAAUUCGGUAUUUUAAGGGUUAAAACUCAAGCUAUGGAGAGUACCUUUAUGAACAUCUUACUCUAUUUUGCCCCUCAGUUGAGGGUAAGUACGGUACUUCUCAAGAAUAUUUGUUUUUCUGAUACUGAAGAUUCAUGCCACAGCAAUAAUAUAAAUAUGUUUAGAGAUCAUAUUAUAGUAAAACUUUAUAAUUAAAAAGAAUAAAUUAAAGUAGGCAUAA